UAGAGAGAGAGAGAGAGAGAAGAACCUCCCAUAGGCAACCCCGCCAGUUUUAUCUGGACACCCCACAUUGUUUCUUACGAACAUGCCCGCCAUCUCCGCCCACUUGGAGCGUCUCUUCUGCCACCACACUAUAACCGUCCCCUCUCUCUCUCUCUCUCUCUCGAAUAACCCAGUCAAAUACCCUGAAUCCUCUCUCUCUCCUAUAAUGGUCCCUGCCCUCGAAGUAGCACCCCAAGAGAACCAGGAUCUGGAGCUUGACUCAGACAUGAAUUCCAACUGCAAUGGCGCGACCCAAGAAAGGGUGGCCGUUAUAGGAAGCGGCAACUGGGGAAGUGUGGCGUCCAAACUCAUCGCCUCAAACACUGCUAAGCUCUCCUCCUUCCAUGAUGAAGUGAGGAUGUGGGUUUUUGAAGAAACGUUGCCCAGCGGCGAGAAACUCAGCGAAGUCAUUAACAGAGAGAAUGAAAAUGUGAAGUAUCUUCCUGGUGUUAAGCUUGGAAAGAACGUAGUAGCAGAUCCUGAUCUUGUGAAUACAGUAAAGGAUGCUACCAUGCUUGUAUUUGUAACCCCACAUCAAUUCAUGGAGGGCAUAUGCAAGAGACUCAUAGGAAAGGUCAGGCCUGAUGCACAGGCUAUUUCUCUCAUCAAGGGGAUGGAGGUGAAGAAAGAGGGCCCUUGCAUGAUUUCCACUCUAAUCACUCAACUUCUUCACAUCAAUUGCUCAGUUCUCAUGGGUGCCAACAUUGCUAAUGAGAUUGCACAAGAGAAAUUCAGCGAAGCGACAGUUGGAUAUAGAGAGGAUGAGGAGACUGCCCUGAAAUGGGUUCUCCUGUUUAGUACACCGUAUUUCCUUGUAACACCAGUUCAAGAUGUUGAGGGCGUCGAACUCUGUGGCACACUGAAGAACGUGGUUGCUUUAGCUGCAGGAUUUGUGGAUGGGCUGGAGAUGGGUAACAACACCAAGGCAGCAAUAAUGAGAAUUGGGCUAAGAGAAAUGCGUGCCUUCUCUAAGCUGAUGUUCCCUAGUGUGAAAAACAACACCUUCUUUGAGAGCUGUGGCGUUGCAGAUCUCAUCACCACAUGUUUGGGUGGGAGGAACAGGAAAGUUGCAGAAGCCUUUGCUAAGAACAAUGGCAAAAGGUCUUUUGAUGAACUUGAAGCAGAGAUGCUCCAAGGCCAGAAAUUACAGGGUGUUUCGACUGCAAGAGAAGUUUAUGAGGUUCUAAGCCAUCGGGGAUGGCAAGAGUUGUUCCCACUCUUUACGACAGUGUAUGAAAUCUGCAUUGGGCACUUGUCCCCAUCAGCCAUUGUUGAAUACAGUGAGCACAAACCGAACUUUGCUCUAGUGGAUGGUUCUGCACAGGUUUACUAGAUAUUAAAAACAAGUACAGAAGGGAAAAAAGGAAACCCUAUUUCUCUUAGGUACAUAUGUAUUACAUGACUAAAAAAUAAUGCCUCGAAAUGGAUUGGAUCUGAAAUUCCAUAUCAAGGCUGUAAUAUGAUAGAUUGAAUUAGUAAUAGUAGCACAGGCAAUGAAUGCGAUGUUAGAAUGUUAUAUGUAGUGUAACACCACAGGAAGUAGCAGUACCUGCAAUGACUUUCAUUGUAAGCUGAGGUUAUCAUUUACGGAAUAUUAAUUGAACUUAUGACGA
This is a messenger RNA of Amborella trichopoda, 1652 nucleotides long. It is a transcript of the gene GPDHP, whose product is annotated as NAD-dependent glycerol-3-phosphate dehydrogenase family protein. The record is from RefSeq and is a predicted model, not a curated record. Gene Ontology annotation, biological process: carbohydrate metabolic process; glycerol-3-phosphate catabolic process. Gene Ontology annotation, molecular function: protein homodimerization activity; NAD binding; glycerol-3-phosphate dehydrogenase [NAD(P)+] activity. NCBI's taxonomy places the organism in Eukaryota, Viridiplantae, Streptophyta, Magnoliopsida, Amborellales, Amborellaceae. Gene Ontology annotation, cellular component: cytosol.